This is a messenger RNA of Williopsis jadinii, 1212 nucleotides long. Its product is annotated as SDR family oxidoreductase. Lineage: Eukaryota; Fungi; Ascomycota; Saccharomycetes; Phaffomycetales; Wickerhamomycetaceae. The record is from RefSeq and is a predicted model, not a curated record. The coding region runs from base 128 to 1153 and encodes 341 amino acids. The transcript has a single exon. Gene Ontology annotation, molecular function: oxidoreductase activity, acting on the CH-OH group of donors, NAD or NADP as acceptor.
CACAAGCAACCUUCACUCUAUGGAACAAUAGGUAUAUAUACCCCUUGAUGUGUUCCUUUUGGACAUCCCUGAGGUAUUCUGAAGAUACCAUCGAUACACAGACAACUUCUCCAUAUAAAAUAUAACAAUGUCAACUGUUCUCGUCACCGGUGCUUCAGGAUUUCUUGCCCUUCACGUUGUGGGCCAGCUCUUGGAAAAGGGCUAUAAGGUCAUCGGCUCUGUUAGAUCUCAAGACAAGGCCAAUAAACUUGGAUCCGAAUUCCAUAAGAAGAUUGGCUCCAAGGCUGAUAACUUGUCAUUCACAAUUGUUGAAGAUAUAGGCGAAACAGGUGCAUUUGAUGAGACUUUCAAAUUGCAUCCCGAGAUUGAAUUUGUUCUUCACACUGCAUCGCCAUUCACCCUUGGAUACACUGAUUUUGAGAAGUCUUAUUACAUUCCGGCUGUUAACGGUACCCUUGGUAUCUUGAAUUCAAUUCAGAAAUACGGCUCAAAGGUUUCCAAAGUUGUUGUGACCUCGUCCAUGGCAAGCAUAAUGAAUUUUGAUAAGCUUACCGACUCGUCCUUUAUCCAUGACGAAACCGUUUGGAACCCCAUGACCAAAGAAGCAGCUCAGAACGAUUUGUUUGCUUACUGUUUGUCCAAGAAGCUUGCUGAAGAGGCCGCAUGGAAUUUUGUGAAGGAGAAUAAUGUUAACUUUACAUUAAACACUGUCACACCUCCUUACAUCUUUGGUCCACAGUUCUUUGAUCAUGAUGCAGCAGCAGAAAAGUUGAACCAAUCUUGCCAAGUGAUUGCCAAUGCCUUGGAUUGGAAUCCUGACGAGGCUUUUGUCAACAACAUACGUACAGGAGCAGCUGUGGAUGUCCGUGAUGUUGCUGCUUUCCAUCUCAUCCCAUUGGAGAAGCCUGGGGUUGAAGGUCACCGUCUAUUCCCAGCUUCUGGUUUGUUUACCGAGCAGGAUAUCCUGAACAUCAUCAAUGAGAACUUCCCUCAAUUGAAGCUUGCAAAAGGUAAACCAGAUGACACUGAGAAUCCGUUUCGCUACUCAAAUGAGAAGACUGUGGAGCUGGUUGGAGGUUACAACUUCAUCCCACUAAAGAAGCAAGUUGUUGAUACCGUUCAACAAAUCUUGGAUGCCAGAGCUGCUAAGUAAACUACAACAAAGAUAUAUAAAAUAAAUCUAUAAUUGAAUUAUCAGAAAUAUAUAACAAC